CAGCUCUUGACGUAACGACGGCUUAUCUUACACAAUCCCAUGUCAUCCCAAUCUUUCCCAGUUCUUGCUUCUCCAAACCCAAUUGAACCCUCUCACCAUGUCAUGACACGACCAAAAUGCUUCCAGAACCAACACUCACACUAACCCUCCCCAGUAUCCACGACGGUCUAACCCUCGACUGCCGAAUCUACCACCCGCUCUCGCUGUCUGCGAACCCAAAAGCUCCAACAUGGCUGAAACAUGCCGCUGUCGUGGCUCAUCCUUAUGCGCCCAUGGGAGGAUGCUAUGAUGAUCCUGUGGUUGGAGGGGCAGCUGCGCAGUUACUACGAAAGGGGUUCUUGGUAGGGACCUUUAACUUUCGAGGUGCACAUGGAUCUGCGGGACGGACUUCAUGGACUGCGAAACCCGAACGAGACGAUUAUGCCACCGUUGUCGCUUUUGUUCUACACUACGUUCACGACCUCGAUCCCUUCCGACCGCAUAUCGAUAAUACCCUCCACAGCGAACCCUCGACACCGACAAGGUUAGAAGCACCGAUUAGUCUAGACGCAGCUGUCACUUCAGCGCCUCGACCACGGCCCAUCUUGCUCAUGGGGGGUUACUCCUACGGCGGGAUGAUCGUAACGCAAAUACCACCCCUCGACGCAAUUCUCCAACCGUUCAUAUCACCCAUCGCAGGCUCCGACGCCGCAGAAGUUCGACUUCGAGCUGCGCAUCUUGCUGAGCAGCAGAAUAUUGUGCUUGCGAGUGCCCGUGCCGCAAUGAUGGAGGGGUCAGCGCGGGGGAGGAGUAAGCGUGGUGUAAGAAUUGGGGGCGAUGAGGGCGGGAGCCCACGACGAAGUCAUUCUAGUGCAAGGAGGAGUUUUUCGCUGGAUGAUGAGAGGUUUAGAAAGGGUGUUCACGAUUUUAUCGCCAAGGCGAGAGCUGGAAGACAUUCGAGAAACGUUUCGCAGAACCCACCUACGGCUGUCGUACCGCCUGAGCCGGGAGAGCAUCUCCCUCGUAUUACGGAUCUCACCAUGCCGCGACCUGCUUACCUCAUGAUCUCACCUCCCCAAGGCGUGGUCACACAUCUGGCGACCAUGUCGCUACUCCCUUCGGCAUUGGUAAAGAACAAAGAUCCGCAGGAUGUAGCGGCUGAAGAAAAACUGGUGCGAAAUCCGUCACUUGUGAUCUUUGGAGAUGAGGAUGGGUUUGCACCUGUGGGGAAGUUUAGAAGUUGGAAGGCGAAGAUGGAAGGGAAGAUGGGGUCGCAGUUUAAAGGGACGGAGAUUGAGACAGCGGGACAUUUUUGGGUGGAGGAAGGGGUUUUGGAUCAGUUGGGGGAGAGGGUUGGGGAGUUUGCUGAUGAAUUACUUGCGGGAUAGGAGGUUUAUGAGCGUUUUCUUGGGAUGAUGGAGUAACGGGUUACUGGGUUUCAAGCACAGGUUGGAUUGAUAGCUGGUAUAUGGCAAGGGACAGAACCAGAAACGAGUAAUGAAUCAGGAGAAUGUUGAACCUUGAUCAGAUAUUUCCAUUUCUAUUGUUCUAUAACCAAGUCGUUUGAUCUAUCCAGGUCUACAGCUUCCAGCGCAGCAGAGUAAACGAGUGCUUGGGGAACGUGAACAAGCCCUCGCCAUUCCACUUGGACUCCUUGAUACCAACCUCCUCCUUCUCAGCAGUGUUGACAACCUUGACGUCCUUUCCACUGACAGUAUGAACCUCAACCUCCUUACCACCCGUCAAGCCCCUUAGCUCCGUCUCAAAGUCCUUCUCCUCAUGGAUAUUCACAACAGCAAGGUUGACAACACCAUCCUUAUCAAGCGCAGCACUAACAUCCAACCACGGCGUCUCAAUGGCACCGCGAAUCCACUCCGGAUGCGUAGGGCCCUGGUAUUCACCAGCGCGAACAUUAACAGCGAUGGUAGAUCCGCGCAUGUACUUGCUGUACAGCAGUAAAGACCACCAUGUUGGUUGCUUGAGAAGACCGUCCUUUGUGGUCAUAAGGGGAGAGAUAACGUUUACGCUUUGAGCGAUGUUGGCCAUGCCCAUGUGCUUGGAUUGGCGGACAAAGACGUUGAGCCAGAUUGCUACGGCGAGGGCAUCGGAGAGGUUGUAUUUCUCUUCGGCGCCUUCUUCGCCGGGGGCGCGGACGGGAUCCCAUACGUUCCACUCGUCGAAGCAGAUCUUUUGACGGCGGACGCUGGGGGGC
Messenger RNA from Fusarium odoratissimum NRRL 54006, 2191 nucleotides. RefSeq lists its product as uncharacterized. The transcript is spliced from 2 exons. Bases 117 to 1367 code for a protein of 416 amino acids. The record is from RefSeq and is a predicted model, not a curated record. NCBI's taxonomy places the organism in Eukaryota, Fungi, Ascomycota, Sordariomycetes, Hypocreales, Nectriaceae.